UCUUCCUCUCGGAAUACGAACAGGAGAAAAGUCUCUCCCUGUUUUCCCAUGCACUCUCAAAACACCACCACCAUAACCUCCUCCCAAAGCCUCUGAGUCGCGACCUUCGCCUCUCGAUCCCCCACCAAUCCUCAGAAACCAUGGGAAAUUCACUCGCCUGCUUCUCCCCCAAGAUCGCAGCAAAAUCCUCCGGCUCCGCCAGCCCAGCCCGUCGCGACGCUUCGCCUCCCCGAGCCUCGCCGUAUCCGUCGUCAACCGCCAGAAGAGCCACCUCGUCGUUGUCCGGCUCGGCCUCGACCAAAAAGAGCAAGAAGAAGGUGGAGACGGCCGGGGCGGGCGUGCUCUACGACGACGCUCUGAUUCGCGAGCAGGCGAUCGCGGCGGUCAUGCUCCUGAAGCAGUACCAGAGCGGCGGCGACGAGAAAGACGAUUCCCUUCGCUUGUUCAGUCGGUCCACGAGCACUUCGGCUCUCUUCCCUUCUGUGUCCGGGAAGAGUGGUGUCAAGCAGAGCGUCGCCAGGAGCUCCACCUCUCGGAGGCGGUCGGGCAGCGACUUUCCUCUCCCGCCGCUGCAGCAAAUCCUGGCUGAUGAGGGUUUGGAGGCUGAUGGUGUGGAAACCAACCAUUUUGUUCUUGUUCAUGGGGGAGGAUAUGGCGCAUGGUGCUGGUACAAAACGAUUACACUUCUACGCCAAGGAGGAUUUAAGGUGGAUGCAGUUGACUUAAUGGGUUCGGGAAUUCAAUCAACUGAUACGAACAACAUUAACAGCAUGGCAGAAUACGCGAAACCAUUGAUCAACAUAAUUGACAAGUUAGGAGAUGGAGAGAAGGUGAUCUUGGUGGGACAUGAUUUUGGUGGUGCUUGCGUCUCAUAUCUGAUGGAGUUGUAUCCUCAUAAGAUAGCAAAAGCUGUUUUUCUUGCAGCAGCAAUGUUGAAGAAUGGCCAAAGCGUCCUUGAUAUGUUCUCUGUACAGCAGGAAGUUCCAAGUGAUCUGAUGCAACAAGCACAGAUAUUCUUUUAUGGAAAUGGAAAGAAUCAACCUCCUACUGCUAUCGAUCUGGACAAAGCAUUGUUGGAAGACUUGUUAUUCAAUCAAAGUCCUGCAAAGGAUGUUGCAUUAGCCUCUGUGUCGAUGAGGCCAAUACCUUUUGCACCGAUCCUGGAAAAACUCAAUUUGUCGGAUGCAAACUAUGGAUCUAUUCGUCGAUUCUACAUAGAAACCCAGGAAGAUCAUGCUAUACCUGCUUCCUUGCAGGAGGCCAUGACAAAGUCUAAUCCUCCUGAAAAGAUUUUUCAUCUCAAAGGCUCUGAUCAUUCUCCAUUUUUCUCAAAGCCCCAAGCCCUGCACAGGUUCCUGACAGAUAUCUCAAAAAUUUCCUGAAAGCAAAUCCCAAAUUAUCUGGUUACACAAGAAGUCUUCAUCCGUGGAUGACUAAAACAGUUCGAUGGAUGAAGGAGCUUUUCAUUGGCCAAAGAAGAGCUUUUGGUGCAAUUAUUUGGGUUUUGGUUAACCUACUAGCUUCCACGCAUCGCAUCCGCAUUCGCAUCCGCAUCGCAUCGCAUCACAUCACAUGCUGCGGUUCCAUAGUCUUAGGUGUAACGUGGUGAAAUGUGGCAUCUUCAGUUCUCCCUGAAUGGUUUGAUUGUACGUUAGCAUUUUGUAAAAACUGAAAAUGGCCAAAGCUCCAAGACUUGAUCAGUUUCUCCUGAAUUGGAUCCUCAGCAUGUCUGCAAGUGCUUCUAGUCCUA
Molecule: messenger RNA, 1750 nt
Organism: Rhodamnia argentea
Lineage: Eukaryota; Viridiplantae; Streptophyta; Magnoliopsida; Myrtales; Myrtaceae
Product: putative methylesterase 11, chloroplastic
Exons: 5
Coding region: 141-1382 (413 amino acids)
Molecular function (GO): methyl jasmonate esterase activity; methyl indole-3-acetate esterase activity
Source: RefSeq, a predicted model, not a curated record